CUCAAGCAGCUCAGGAAGCAAAGACGAGACACAGCAGAAGAGAUCCUUCAAAUCUGAGGAGAGCAGUUAAGUUGAAGAGCCUUUAGUAGAUCCCUCCACUCAUUAAUUUAUAACCUUUAAGAUGAAGACAAGUCUUGCGAUCCAGUGCAUCGUUCUCCUGGCCUGCAUGGCCUUCUGCAGUUCACAAGGUUUUUCAGUUAUUCUAAAGUGCCGGUGUUUGACGAUCAGUAAGGGGGUAAAUCCCUCUCUCAUCACUGGUGUCCAGGAGUUUGGUCCUCGUCCAUACUGCAGUAAGAGACAAGUCAUUGUCACACUGAAGGAUGGGACAAAACGGUGUCUCGAUCCUGAGGCAAACUUCACCAAAGCAGUGCUGCAAAGAAUAAACCAGUUGAAAAGUGGGCAUAAGAUUAAUGCCAGCUCAAAAACAACAACAGCAGCACCUACAGCAGCACCUACAGCAGCACCUACAGCAGCACACACAGCAGCACACACAGCAGCACACACAGCGGCACACACAGCAGCACACACAGCAUCAAGCACAGCAUCAAACACAGCACCAAACUCAUCCUGAUGCACUUUGCAUGAUUAGCACUGUCACAUUAUGUGUUGAUUAAUAAGAAGGAGUAGCACAGCUUUGUGCACUAGCAGCUAUACCUGACAGCAGCAUGUGAACAGAUUUAAAAUCAGACUGAACUUCUGAUUAAUAAGCACAUACAUAUGUAUGUAUACAUUUUCUAAAUAUAUUUAUUUUUGUAUGUUUAUAAUUGUUAUGCUGUUUUGUUCUGU
Messenger RNA from Archocentrus centrarchus (flier cichlid), 786 nucleotides. RefSeq names its product growth-regulated alpha protein-like. The record is from RefSeq and is a predicted model, not a curated record. Gene Ontology annotation, cellular component: extracellular region. The coding region runs from base 122 to 571 and encodes 149 amino acids. Gene Ontology annotation, biological process: immune response; chemotaxis; defense response. Gene Ontology annotation, molecular function: chemokine activity. The transcript is spliced from 4 exons. NCBI's taxonomy places the organism in Eukaryota, Metazoa, Chordata, Actinopteri, Cichliformes, Cichlidae.